Diaporthe amygdali is the source of this 1707-nucleotide messenger RNA. RefSeq lists its product as uncharacterized. The record is from RefSeq and is a predicted model, not a curated record. Gene Ontology annotation, molecular function: transmembrane transporter activity. Gene Ontology annotation, cellular component: membrane. The transcript has 3 exons. Lineage: Eukaryota; Fungi; Ascomycota; Sordariomycetes; Diaporthales; Diaporthaceae. Gene Ontology annotation, biological process: transmembrane transport. Bases 1 to 1707 code for a protein of 568 amino acids.
AUGCCUGCCAUUCAGCAGCUCUCGCCAGCUCGCUCCCACAGCUCUGCGAACAGGUCUGUUUUCGACGACGGCGACAGUGCUACGUCUGUGACAACUUAUAAAAUGUACCGCCAGGAGCGGCAGAAGCCAAACAAGAGGCAGAGGUCAACACGACUCGUCGUCGCUGUCCUUGCGCUCCUCGUUUUCAUCACACAAUUCGGCGCUAGCCUGUCUGACGUCCCUUCGGUCCGCCUGCUGCAGGAGAUAAUCUGCCGCAAGAGCUACGGUCUUGCCCCCGACAGCUUGGUCGCGGAGGAGAAGUGCCGCGUCGACUCGGUCCAGAGUCAAUUGAACGUUCUUUCCACUGGCGGCUUGAUUUUUGGGUACCUACCUGGCAUUCUAGUCGCGCUUCCCUACGGUACGCUCGCCGAUCGACGAGGCCGCAAGCCAAUCCUGGGGCUCUGCAUCCUCGGUAUGGUCUUGUCUCAACUAUUGUGGAUAGCGGCUGCUUGGAAUCACGCGCGUUGGGACUUGCGCACCGUCUGGCUCUCGUGUCUGCCUUUGCUCAUCGGUGGAGGGGAGACCGUUGCGGAGGCUAUGGUCUUUGCCAUUGUUGCAGAUGUCGCACCAGAAGAAAAGAGGGCAACUUAUUUUCAGCUUGAGAUCUGCGCCGUCCUCCUCGCCGAAGCCAUCGCGCCAUUCGUUGCCUCGGCCAUGAUGACUUACUCGAUCUGGGCCCCGAUCCUCGCCUCGCCGGCGAUUAUGUCCUUGGGCGGGCUUUGCAUCUGUCUAAUACCCGAGACACUCGUUACGAAGCAGAUUGUAUUCGAUAAUGCCCGCAGAAAAGUCACGCCUUGCAUUACUACCACGUCCGUGCUCCCAGACCGAUUCUAUACAACCGUUCCCGAGGCUGUGGAAACCACAUCCAUGAGGUCUCAGUGCCGCGCAUCCAUCAGCUCGACGAUCCGCAUGCUCAAGGCUCGCGACAUCCUCGUCCUCAUCCCCAGCGCCUCGCUCACGAUCCCAGCCGCGACAGUGACCAUAGGCAUCAUGCUGCGGUACAUCCCAAUCCGCUUCGGCUGGACACUGGAACAGACGGGCAUGGUGCUGGGCGUCCGGACGGGCUUCAACAUCCUGGUGCUGCUCAUCUUCCUACCCCUGCUGAGCAAUGCGCUGCUAUCGCGGCAGGACGACAAGGACCGCGAUCUAGUACUGGCGCGCAUCUCGGCGCUCCUGCUGGUCGCGGGCCAGGCGGUCUUCGCCUGCGCGCCCAACGUCGCCACCGCGUGCGCGGGCCUCGUCGUCCUCACGCUCGGCACCGGCCUGCCGUCGCUGUGCCGCGCCGUGCUCACCAGGCUCGUGGACCGCGACUCGGUCGGCCGGCUGUUCGGCGUGCUUGCCGUGUGCGAGAUGGCGGGCUACCUCUGCUGCGGGGUGGGUUUCGGCGCCGUCUUCCAGGCUGGGCUGGGGCGCGGGCUGGGCGAUGAUUGGAAGCCCCGGGGCGCGGGGUGGCUUGCGCUGGUGUUCUACGUCGCGACUGUGGUUUAUGUCGUCUGCGCCAGUCUGCUAUGGCUUGUGAGGAAGGGCUUCCGGCGGGAUGAUUGUGAUGCGGAGAGUUUGCACUCUGCGGCGUCAGCGGCCUCGUCGCUUCAUGAGGUGAGGGUCCUGGCGGAUGGGAGGGUCAUGAGAAAGCACCCCAGCUUGGACAGUGUUGCUGUGGCGAUCUGA